AUCUUAGGGAAGGGUGACAACAUUAAGAACUGUAGCCAACUGCUCUAUUGGGGUAACUUAAGAACAUAGAGUUAAUACAUAAAGUGUAGAGUUUUUUGUUGUUUUAUACUUAGGGUUUCACUUUAUAAGUCUGGAACCAAAGGACAAAGCAUACACACUCCGGUACAGUAGGUGGCGAUAUGCAUGUAAACGUUGGUUGCGACCAGCCAUGAACAAGCGGAAGAAGAAGUCCGGAAAUGACGUCCAUGAUUUCGCUCUCAGACCGCAGAAGUGAAUGAGCGGCUUUCUUGCGAGGCAAACAUGAAAAGCAGAGUUGAAAUUAUUAUCUUGAAAUUAUUUAACGUAUUCGUGUAAUAUUUGUUACAAUACAUACACAUUCAAGGUGGAUAAACCACAAUGUUGCAGACGUUUAAAGCCAACCGCACCUAUGUCUUCACACGAAGUAUUCUCUUUCAGCUUUGAGUUUCAUGAAGGAUGUCGUUUCCUCUUCCCAAACCUCAGAUCCCUCAGCUUCCUCAGCAUCUAUUACGGACCAUCGACUGUAAACAGGGACCUGUCAGAGCUGUGCGCUUCAAUGUUGAUGGACAGUACAUGCUGUCCUGCGGCGCCGACAAAUCUCUCAAACUGUGGAGCGGCAGCCGGGGAACGUUGCUGAAGACCUACAGUGGCCACGGCUAUGAGGUCCUGGAUGCUGAUGGGUCCUUUGACAACAGUCAGAUUUGCUCCUGCAGCUCGGACAAGACGGUGAUCCUCUGGGAUGUUGCCACCGGCCAAGUGGCCAGAAAGCUCAGGGGUCAUGCUGGGAAAGUCAACUGCGUGCAGUUCAACGAGGAGGCAACAGUCAUCCUGUCUGGUUCCAUAGAUGGGACAGUGCGCUGCUGGGACACCAGGUCUCGCAAGCUUGAGCCCAUCCAGGUUUUGGAUGAUGCCAGAGACAGUGUCAGCAGCCUGAAAGUGGCCAAACACGAGCUGCUUACUGGGUCGGUGGAUGGUCGAGUCAGACGUUAUGACCUCAGAAUGGGACAGCUCCACGUGGACUUCAUCAACAGUCCCAUCACGUGUGUGUGUUUCAGUCAGGAUGGACAGUGCACGCUGAGCUCCAGUCUGGACUCCACAGUGAGACUGCUGGACAAGAAAACCGGCGAAAUGCUGGGCGAGUACAUGGGACAUCAGAUGAAGGGAUAUAAACUGGAAUGCUGCCUGUCCUCCAAAGACACUCAUGUCCUGAGCUGCUCCGAGGAUGGACACGUCUACUGCUGGGACUUGGUGGAGGGCUGUUUGUCCUUGAAGCUGCCUGUGGGCAAGGCUGUAGUCCAGUCCAUGUCCUUCCACCCCAAGGAGACCCGCCUCCUUACCGCCUCAGAGGGGCAUGUCCAAGUGUGGGCGGCUGAGCCUGAAGAAGCAGAGGACCCUGACACGGCGACAUAAUUUGUUAAGACAGUGGGCUGGUUUGAAUGUAUGUGUUUCCCUCACCAUUUGUAAAUUCAUUAUGGUCAUUUAUGCAAAUUUAUGCAAAUUUGAUGACAUCUAACGAAUUAGCACUAGAUUGCAGUGCUGUGGCAACACUGAAAGUGAUGUAAAUGAGUGAUGGAAUAGUCGUUCUCUUCCAGCAACACUUUUGUGUCCCUUCAAUUAAAAUGUUCUGUCUUCACAAGAAAUCAGCAGAUUGAGGAGACAUUAUGUUCGUGAUUUUCAUGAAAAGAAAGCUCAGAUUCAGUCA
Doryrhamphus excisus (bluestripe pipefish) is the source of this 1720-nucleotide messenger RNA. RefSeq names its product WD repeat domain containing 83 (gene wdr83). Gene Ontology annotation, molecular function: protein binding. Gene Ontology annotation, cellular component: catalytic step 2 spliceosome. Gene Ontology annotation, biological process: mRNA splicing, via spliceosome. NCBI's taxonomy places the organism in Eukaryota, Metazoa, Chordata, Actinopteri, Syngnathiformes, Syngnathidae. The record is from RefSeq and is a predicted model, not a curated record.